Messenger RNA from Bemisia tabaci, 5798 nucleotides. Its product is annotated as minor histocompatibility antigen H13. Gene Ontology annotation, biological process: membrane protein proteolysis. Gene Ontology annotation, molecular function: aspartic endopeptidase activity, intramembrane cleaving. The record is from RefSeq and is a predicted model, not a curated record. Gene Ontology annotation, cellular component: cytoplasmic side of endoplasmic reticulum membrane; membrane; lumenal side of endoplasmic reticulum membrane. Lineage: Eukaryota; Metazoa; Arthropoda; Insecta; Hemiptera; Aleyrodidae.
GUUCCUAACCUAAAAUCUAGUAUGGAAGUUUUUAUCAAAGUUUGAAGUGAAUGAUUGUACCGCAAUUUUUUUUUUUAAUUUUUGAAGGAGAAUAUUACUGUCAGUGACUCAAAAAUGGACAUUACAAACUUUAUCAUAAACCAGGCCAAAGAGACUUUAACGGAGGCAGAACCCGCCGAAGAUGUCAAUCCAAAUAAAAAAGUUCCUGCUUCACCCGAAGGAAUGGCCAUAGCUUAUGUCAGUCUACUCAUUAUGGCAAUAUUCCCUAUAUUCUUUGGAUCUUUCAGGUCCGUCAAACAUCACGAAUCUAAAAAGGCGAGCGGUGAGACUCCAGAACUGAUGUCGAAGAAAGAUGCUUUGGUUUUCCCUUUGAUUGCGAGCGCUGCUCUCUUGGGACUCUAUAUUUUUUUCAAAAUAUUUUCUAUGGAUAAUCUAAAUGUUCUGAUAACAGGGUAUUUCUUCUGUCUUGGUGUUUUUGCUCUCUGUCACCUUCUUAGUCCCCUGAUUUCUUCAUUAGUUCCAUCUGGGAUUCCUAACACAAGGUUUCAGCUCACGUUUAAGGAGGACGAUGAAGAUGUAAUUGAUUAUAAAUUCUGUGCGCAUGAUAUCGUUUGUCUGCUAUGCUGCUCUGCUUUUGGAUCUUGGUAUAUCUUCCAGAAGCAUUGGAUAGCAAACAAUUUAAUUGGACUAGCAUUCGCAAUUAAUGGAGUUGAACUACUUCACAUUAAUAAUGUUAUGACAAGUUGCAUUUUGCUCUGUGGUUUAUUCCUGUAUGAUAUAUUUUGGGUGUUCGGCACGAAUGUGAUGGUUACUGUCGCAAGGUCAUUCAACGCCCCAAUAAAAUUGGUCUUCCCCCAAGACUUACUAGAAAGAGGCAUUUCAGGCAGCAACUUUGCCAUGCUUGGAUUGGGUGAUAUUGUGCUUCCUGGUAUAUUUAUUGCACUGCUCCUUAGAUUCGACAAAAGUCUGAACAGAAAAUCUCAUUUUUACUUCAACGCCACCAUGUUGGCAUACUUCGUGGGACUUCUUGUUACCGUAGGUGUAAUGCACACGUUCAACCACGCUCAGCCAGCAUUGCUGUAUUUAGUUCCUGCCUGUCUUGGAACUCCACUAUUCUUAGCAUUAAUCAGAGGAGAUUUCUCUGCACUCAUAGCAUACUCAGAUUAUCCUACAGAAGAAAAGGAAGCUAGUGAGAAAGAAGUUACUACGAAAAGCAGCGAAACAAAAUCGUCAAAACAAACUAAAAAUACUGAUGGUUCCAAGAGCAAAACAAAUUAGUGUUAAAUGUGGACAAAGCUACCACAGGAUAAUGGUGUGCUCUACUCUGCUUACACAAUAUAUACUAUAAAAAAUAGCACAUUUCUGAAUGACGCACACCUUAUGUUUCCAAUACCCUCAUGAACAAAACUACCUGCAUCGAAAGUUCAUUUUUGCCUAGUAUUUUUUCUAUACUUUUCUUGCAUUCACCCUUCCUUUCCUAGAAUAAAUCUUCCGUAGUAUGUUCGUAUCUUUCUCCAUCGUUGAAGAUGACAGUCGUUAUUUUGUGGUUGACCAACCUUUUUUCCCGCCUCGCCAAUUCUGUAAUGUACGUAUUCUCUCUUGAUUUAUUCGGCUUUUAUGUUCCUCUUCCUUUUUCUUCAUCUCUGACGUUAGAAGUCAAAAUUAUUGUGCUUAAGGGCUUCCAAAUUUUUUCGUUUCCAAUAUUUAGUUUUGUUCUUUAUGAAAAAUUUCUCACCUCAAUUCAUAAACAACUUAAUUUCAGGUAUGUUAUUGUGAAAAUUUCUUGAAUUAUUGUUUUAAUUGUUUUGUACUCUUUGCUGUUCGCUCGUUCUGAGUAUUGAGACUCUAUCAUCGACUAAGUAUCAUCUAAUUUUGUUUUGAUUAGCGUCAAAGCCUCUGUGAUUGAUACAACUACACUUAAUAGGAUUCUGUAUAGAUUUUCUGCAAGAAUCCUUUUGAAGAUAAGUUCUAUGUAAACUAAUUUCUAGAGUUCUGCUAGUCUGAACAGGUCUAAACAGGUUGGGAACAAGAAAUGUCAAGGAGGGCAGUCUUGUAUUUUAUUGUUCAUUUAUUAGUUCUACUCUCUUUCAAGAAAAAUUCAGUUUCAUAUUCUGCCUUGCCCUUACAUGUCCUAUUACGUAUGUCAAGAGACUUGUCAGUUACAAGUUUUUUUAGUUUUUAUUUCAGUCGACACUCCAAUUUUUUUUUCUUUUUUUUUGUAUUUUUAAGAAGAUUUUUGUUCACCCCUUUUUUCUGCCGUGAAUUAUUAUGGUUUGAUUUAUCAAAACAACGUCAAGAUUUAAUGCAGGAUUUUCAGUCAAGUACUUAAUAUUUGAAUAGUGAUAUGUAUUAGGUAAAUUGAUAUGACAUGGACUGUUUUCAUUAGUUUAGUCAAGGAGUCUUUGCAAAGAAGUUGCAAAUUUGCAUAUUGGUGAUGAGACUUGAAAAGUUUGCAUCUCAAUUGGAGUCUUUCAAAAUUUUGGCUCUUAUUUUACUUUUGCAUUGGAGUAUUACCUGUUUGUAAUAAUUAUAAUAUUCUCAUAGACAAAUAAGAGUUAAAAAAAAAAAAAAAAAGUAACUCAAAAGUUUCUUAUCAUCAGAUUCAGAUCCAGCUCUGUUAUGAAAAUGUAUGGAAAGCUCUCAAACAGAAAAUUCUCCACUGUUUACAGACAUAGGCACAAGCACUAUAGGAUAUUGUAAAUUAAAAAGAUUUGACUUAAAUCAGUCAAACUACGCUCAAUUAUUGCCUAAUUUUCUCCAGUGUUUCAGUUGUCAAGCAGAAAACAAAACAAUCUGAAACUUGAAAUUUUGUGAGCAUGUUCUUCAUAAUCCAGGGUAAAUUCAUAGAAAUUUUUAAAGAUGUUAAGCACUUUAGUUCUCAGUUCAAGGGUUAUAGCGCAAGAGAAAAUUAGGUAACAUGAAAUUCAGGAAGGCUGAUUUUGUUCAAUGAUCAUCUAUUGAAUUAAAUAAAUACUUUUUUGUGGGUACCUAAUCGAAAAUUUGUCAACUGAAACUUUAAGUUUACAAAUUAAGAGAUGAAAGUUCAAUAGAAAGAUGUAUGUUGUCCAAAACUAACUAAAAAAUUGUUUUAUACAUGAUUCAAUGUAACCAAUGAAAAAAUAUUGAUCCCAGCAAUAAAUUGGGGCUAGUCUUUUUACACAAAUUCCCAUGAAAUGUGCAAGUCAUGAUGUGAAUUUUACGCUGGUUUUUCUUGUUGAUUUCUUUUCUCCUCUUAAUUUGUUGAUAAUCCUGCUAUAUUUUUUUAUCUUCAGACGUUGUAAUCAUGGUAACUUUAAAACGCGAAUCAUUGGUAGAUUUAGACUAUAAUUUAUACCAACAACUAGAUGAAUUUUAAUUUUGAAUUAUUUUAUUUUUAUACAGUUUGUCUUUUAUAAAAACUUCACUUUAUAUUUUUCAUUACGGUCUUUUUUCUGAUUUUGUAGGGAUGCUUUUACUUUAUAAUCUCUUUUGUUACGCACUUGAGGCGCUGAAUGCAAGAGGGGCAUUUCUCGGUUUCGGUGUUUCAGAAUGUCCGUUGCGAAUUCAUGUCUUAGAGAAGAAUGUAAUGGGGGAUUUUCUCAGACUUUUCUCUUAAGAAAACUGCAGAAUCCGGAACAAUAUUUGGUAAAAUUUCUGUAAAAUGUAUGCAUUCACUCUCCUUACAAUGAACAAAAUAUUAGAGAAGAUUUUAAAACACUGCCAGUAAGAAAAGCCCAUCUUGCAUUAAGUGCUUCAACCACUGCGAUUGCCUUUGAUGAGGCCCAAAUCUACGCAACAUUUUUGGAGAAGUCAUUAAAUUGAGAAUUGGUGGCUUUCAGAAUGUUUCUGGCAUUUAGAUAAAUUGUAAUCAGUCAUAAAAUAAUUUUUUACGAUCCCCAUUGAAAAUUUCUUCGGCAGGCCAAAAAUAUAGAGUGGCUACUGUAAUAAAUUGAAUUAUCUAGAGCCUAAGAUGUAGUUAAGUGUAAACUAGAAUCUUUUUUCUUUUUCCGUUUUUUAUAACUCAAUUUUUCUACAUAAUUGCACCUAAGUUUAUCCCUUCCUUCCAAGGUUAUUUGCAAGAAUUAUUACUAGGAACUCCAUUCAGGAGCUAUUUGCUAAUCCUAAAUUUCUAUAUGUUAUUAAGCUGAAUUGGACGGAUUCAACCAAAAUGAGCUUAGUUGUAUAAGACGUUUCCUAAGCACCCCUCAUGCUUAAUUUUUUCAAUAGAAAACCAAUCAACAUUCUGACAUGAGAAUUUGUGAGUAUAUUCCUUACAUUCCUGGGAAAAUACAUGGGAAGUUUUCAGGCAUUAUGUUGCUUGGUUCUUAGUAAAAAAAUUAAAACUUGAGUGGAAAUUAGGAAACAUGAAAUGCAGUUAGGUUGAUUCUGCUUAAAUCCGUACAGUUGGUAGUCAUAAAACUAUUUUAGUAAUUUUUUUGUUUUCGCUUUCAACUGAGCUCUCCUUGAUGAAAUCCAAAUGUAAUUUUAAAAGAGACAGCAAUAAAAAAUCACUGAAAAUAUCUACAAGAUCAUUUGACAGGAAAAUAGUGAUUUUGCCAUCGUUUGCUAAAAUUUAAUACAAUAAUACAAAUCCAAUGAUAGAGGUAGAAAGUCAUCUGAGCGCAGUUUUUCCUGAUUGAGAAAUGAUGUUUUGUGCAACAUAAGUUACGAUCAAUCAGUUUUAUAUUUAAUUUUAGUGUUUGAUGGUAGAAUCUCCAUUUUAUUUUUGUUGACCAUUCUAUUGCAUCAAAUCGUAGUUAUUCAUAGUUGAAACUACUUGAGUUCAGACGAAACCACACCUAAACGAGGCAAAGUCUGUGCAUAAGAAUGGUUAAGCACCCGAGACACUUGUUUCCAUAACCUUCAAUUCUUCCAUUUAGACCUAAAUUUUGGAAGUUUAAAUUACUCUUUGUACUUGUUUGGAACCCUCUUUUAUUUUGACUUUCUACAUAUGUGAAAAACAGCCUUUGAAAAGCGAUAAAGCUGGUUUUGUUUUGCUUUGAAAAAAUCAGCACAAACGGAAAUUUUGAAUUGCUGCAAUUUAGUCAUGCACUCUCUAAGUUUAGCCAUUGGUAACUUUCAUGAAUCCAGUUCAUCGAUGGCAAAGUGUGAAGGGCAAAAAACUAGUUCAAAGUAUUAUAUUUGAAGGGGAAAAUCAUGGAAGCUUGCACAUUGAAGUUGCAACUCAGAAUAUGAUAAUUUACUACUUGUUGCAAGAUUUGGCGAUUUGUGUAUGAACGGUGAAAUGACAGGAACGCAUUUCUUGUUUGCAGUGUUCCAACCUCUCCACUCCCAUUUUAUUUUACCAAAGCAAACAGACCAAUGCUAUUGCUUGAAAUUUUCAUGUGUUAUUCUUCACUCAAAGAAGAAAAAUCAGAGACAUUUUUAAAAAAUGAUGUUGAAUAUUUUUCCAUUUAGAAAAUGAGGUUUGAUAGGAAAUUUGCUACAUUGCAAAUGAAGACAUGCGUUCUUGCAGUUUCAUCAUUGAUAUGGUGUCUGCUUCUAUCAGAAUCUCUAGAUUGAUUUCUUAUUGCUGUCUCCUUUAAGAGCCUGUAUCUGUUAAAGUUUAUAUCUUGUGAAACUUUAGUGCAAUUUUAGUGGUAUGUAUUAUUUCAUCCUUUUUUAUGACUCCUACCCUACCCCAAUUAUUUUGACUAGGUAAUCACAAAGAGAAGGACUAUUCAUGACUCAUGGGGAAAAAAUUUUCCUUUUGUUUUUCAACAGAUGUAAAUAUUAUUUACCUACCUACCUAUGUUGAACAUUUUAUUGAUUGUUGCAGAUCUCAAACAAUCAUUUCUAAUAAAUUUGUGUUGAUUGUA